Symbiodinium necroappetens is the source of this 417-nucleotide messenger RNA. The record is from the annotation of a GenBank genome assembly. NCBI's taxonomy places the organism in Eukaryota, Dinophyceae, Suessiales, Symbiodiniaceae.
GCGGGCUUGGUUGCUGAGCUACAAGCUGCAGGCAAGCGUGUUAUCUUUGUCGGCGACGGGGUCAACGAUGCACCGGCGCUGACUUCCGCAGAGGUCGGUGUGGCAAUCGGUGCCGGAGCUCGGCUUACAGUGGACUCUGCGGAUGUUGUGCUGGUGAAGUCAGAGCUUCAGGAGUUGCUGACCAUGAAGCAACUGGCACUGGCGACGGUCUUCUGCAUAAAGCGCAAUUUCCUUUGGGCCUUCGUGUUCAACGCAUGCAUGAUCCCGCUGGCAGCCGGGGUUUUGCACCACCAAGGGAUCCACCUGCCUCCGGCAGCUGCAGCUGCGGCGAUGGCGCUGUCGUCUGUCACGGCCGGGUCGUGGCAGAUCAUACCUGAAAUUCGCGACCCCUACAAUUUCCUGGCCGGAGUCAUGUAA